Molecule: messenger RNA, 1155 nt
Organism: Drosophila innubila
Lineage: Eukaryota; Metazoa; Arthropoda; Insecta; Diptera; Drosophilidae
Exons: 2
Coding region: 15-1079 (354 amino acids)
Source: RefSeq, a predicted model, not a curated record
UACUCUUCAUACAAAUGGCUCUAUUGUGCCUUGUGAAUGCCAUACCAGAGGAGGACUUGUCAAUUAUAAGGCAGCUGGAACUGCUGAGUAAUAAAACCUACAAUUUGAUAGUGCAGAACAAAAUAGAAUUCUACACAUAUGCAGCAAAAUUAGUUGUUGAUUGUAAGGCAGUGAAUGCGACGGAACUAAAAAGGUGGCAGCACUGGCUUGAUCUGUCGGACGCUGAGAAGAUUAUUAUGACGGAAAAAGCGAUAGCAAAAUUCGUAGAUAGUAUGAAAAGUCUUCAAAAAAUUCCGUAUGAUAACUAUAUUCCCGAUGACGAACUGGAAUUCAGUCUGAAUACACUUACAAAUUAUGCUUAUUGGCGUACACUAAAUGAUUAUCAAUAUAGAAAUCGAGAAAUUCUAGAGUCCUUCAGGAAUGAAACCGGUCCUAAGAUAAAGGAGGUGACCAAUACUACAAGACAAUCUAAUAAAGUUUUCUUUAAAUUCUUCGAUAUCUUUUUGGAAAGGGGACAAGAAAAUCUGUUCAUGUAUUUACAAUCUAAGGCCAUUAGAUACGAAGAUAGAGUUCUCUUCUUUGAAGUUUUUCAUUUGGCACAGAAGAUAAUUCAACCCUUCGAUAGAAAAUACAUGUAUUACAUUAAGAAUCAAGUAGAAGCAAUGAUAUCUUGUGAAGUCGUCAAUCAAACAGAUAUGAGUAACUUGAAGUAUUUGCACGGUCUGAUUAAAGAAAAGAUUAAGACUUUAGUAGAUUUUGAAUUUUUGAUAAUUUUUAAUGCAAUUUCAAGCAAUUUGCCACAAUUUGAUCAUAGAGAAAAUGGAGAGGAAUUUGUAAAAUGCCUAGCAAAUGCUACUCCCAGAUAUCUUAACAAACUUAUAGCCAAAAUUGGUCUGGAAUUUCUGAAUAGGCUGGACAAUUUUAUCAAAGAGGCCGAGCCAAAGUUGUGUCAAGUGAGCAACAUUACAAAGCAACUUAAUAAAAGAAUUUUCGACGAUUUUGCAGACCUUUCAAAUCCGGAUAACCGUUGGAAUGGAUUAAGGAGCUUAAUUAAAGGCAUUUCAUUCGUGAUUCCCUAAGACUCAGGUGGUAUUGUGUCCGCAUAUAUUUUUUUGCAAUUAAAAACUUUAACUAUUUUAAUUUCUAAAUAUUUAA